UGUUCCCUUCCGUCUAUUCUGUUCUUUGGUUCCGACCAGCUGUCUUAUACAGUGCUGGUGGUUUGGGCCCUGCCUGUGGAUUUCUCGCCGGUGCCGGGUUUCUCAGCAUUUACAUUGACUUUCCGUUCGUCCGGCCUCCCACUGGCCUGAGUCGGAACGAUCCCUUGUGGCUGGGAGCUUGGUGGAUGGGGAUGUUGGUCUGUGCCAGUAUGACUUUUGUGGCCGCCCUCCCGGUGACCGCCUUCCCCAAGCGUCUGUCCAUUCGUAAGUGCAUCCAAGUUGAACCAGCCUCAUCGACUGUGCAGAACAAUAAAGCAGCCGAGGUAGCUGCUCCUGUUUCACCGACUGUAAAAGCAUCAAAGUUGUCCGCUGUCGAACCCUUGUCACGCGAUAGUCUGUAUCACCGCUUGGCUUCUGAGUUCAAAAUUAAUCAUUGUCGGAAGUUGUACAAUUCUUGCGUAUUGCGAACGCAUCAUACCAGCAUGGACGAAACCGAGCAUCGCGCUAGCUCAGAUUUGGCUUUGCCGGUGUCCAAGAUAUCAACAAUGCCACGUGUAGAACAGCGAUCGCGCAUCCACUCGUCCGAGGAAUAUUCACCGAAACCACCUGCUUCUCCAAACUGUCCUCUAGCGUUUGUAAAGCUGCAACACCAAACCAAGAGUAAGGCUAGAAAGUUUGUACUCGUUCUCCGCCGAGUUCUUGUCAACCCGGUCUGGUUUGGUGUCACUUUCACCACUGUUGUGGAACACUCGAUUGUGGCUGCUUUCCUCACGUUCGCCGCCAAAUAUAUCGAGGGUGUGUUUCAAAUACCUCCCUAUCUGGCCAGCAUUCAUACAGGUGCAGUUGUGGUUCCCGGUGCUCUGAUCGGGAUCAUAACAGGUGCGAUUUUCAUGCGACACUACAGGCCUCGUAUCGAUCGAGCCCUUAGCAGUGUUUGUCUCGUGAUCGCUUUGACUGUGGUGACCACUCUGAGUCUCAUGAUGCUCGGCUGCUCGGGUAAUCGAAUCGCCGGCUUGACCGCCACCUACGAUGGACAGCCUUGGCCUCGACUGUACGGUAUUGCUCAACUAAAACCACCCAAUCUGACUGCCCCAUGCAACCGCCGUGUUUUACCAAACGUGGACAGUGAAGCCGAUCAUGAGCAAAUUUCUAAUCAGGAACAAUGCUCUUCAUUACACUUUGAUCCAGUUUGCUGGAAGCAAGUGGUUAGGAUCCCGGAAUCGGAUGAAACUAACAUGGCCCCCAGGUUUCUCACAUACUUUAAUCCCUGUUUCGCUGGGUGUCCCCAAAGCGAUGCGUCAUCCGAUUUGCCUGGCGAUCCGAAGGAGGACUUAUCACACUGCAGAUGUGUUACAGGUGAUCGAGUCAACCCAUCGGGAGAUCCCCAGUCAAACACAAGUAUCAGCGCGUCUAAUUUUGGUCACGUGACACCUGGACGCUGCCCAACCGGUUGUUCCCAGUACAUCGUUUUCCUUGCGAUCCUAUUCCUUCACAUUCUGUGCACAGGUUUGUUGCAAAAUCCCAGCAACAUCAUCACUCUCAGCUGUGUAGCCUCUGAAGACAGUGCGGUUGCACUGGGCUUUCAGCUAUUCUUCAUGCGGACACUUGCCUACAUUCCUGCACCGAUCUAUUUCGGUCAACUUUUCGAUGCGGUUUGCCAGUAUCGUGUGCCCAAAGCGAAUAAUCUUCAUCACUCUUCGGAUCCUCCGACAGUCCAGCUUCCGACUUCUGCAGGCGUGAUGCUCACACGAGCAGGUUCUUCACAAGACGGUUCUUGCAUACAGUACAACGUAGACGGCCUUCCAUUUGUUUGGUUGGGUUUGGUGUUAGCACUCAAGCUCAUCAGUUUGAUCAGCGCACUGCUGACAUGGCAAAUUGCUAGACGACAGACUGCUCUCCUCAAGUCUACUUCAUCCGACGACCUCAAAUCGGUGGAUAUUUGCAAGCCGACGGCACCGGAUGUCCCCUCACUGCCUCCUAUGGACCAAAUAAUCCGACGUGAUUUUGGUACCAAUCUGGAUAAAUUACCAGAGCAACAGAGCGCAACAACACAGUCGGAUUCGAUCGCCGGCACACCUCUGGACGACCCUCCGCGGCCUUAACCAUGAGGUUUCAACUCCAUAGUUUUUAGGGCUUUCCCUCCGCUACCUUUUAUAGCUGAAAAUUGGAACUUUUCGCCACGUUUACUGAUGAAAGGGACUGUGUAUACCCUGUCUCCAAAUUGGUCUACUGUUCCUAUUACAGAAAACAACGUAGGUUUUCCUCAUUCCUUAUCUCGAAUUGAUGGUCGCUGUUUUACUACCAUUUCCUACGCCCACUAUUCUAUCGUACCAGUUUUCCUCCGUUUUCCGGUGAUCUCAUCAGUCAAAUUCCAUUUGUUCUUGUCUUCUGGUCUCUCCUCGCCCCCGCAACAAGUAGCUAAUGCUGUUUUUUACUGCUCAGCUCACCUACAUGUGGUCCUGUCGAUUAUCUUAGAAUUUCUUGUUCAGCUACAUUGUCCUGUGAUGAUUGUUGCAAGCAGCAAUGUUCUCUUCUUACGACCUGAACGCGCUCACCUGUGUAUCUGUACAUAGUUCUCGUUACUGACUUUAUUUGACUCUUUGUUUGCAUUUUACUUUCAUGACAUUCUUACUCAAAGGCUUGCUCUUGUUCCGACACAUACGGGCACCACACAGUCAUCCCAUUCUCUUCGGUCACUCACUUUGGCAGAUAUGGCG
Molecule: messenger RNA, 2717 nt
Organism: Opisthorchis viverrini
Lineage: Eukaryota; Metazoa; Platyhelminthes; Trematoda; Opisthorchiida; Opisthorchiidae
Exons: 9
Biological process (GO): transmembrane transport; sodium-independent organic anion transport
Cellular component (GO): membrane
Source: RefSeq, a predicted model, not a curated record